Adineta steineri is the source of this 1695-nucleotide messenger RNA. The record is from the annotation of a GenBank genome assembly. NCBI's taxonomy places the organism in Eukaryota, Metazoa, Rotifera, Eurotatoria, Adinetida, Adinetidae.
AUGUAUAAUAUUAAUGUAUUGUUGUUAAUAUUUAAUGUCAUCUUAUUCAAAACGACAAAUAGUUAUACUAUAUUAAAUUCUAUACGUAUAUCAAUAAAUUCUUCACAAAUCUUUCAAUCAUCAUGUUCAACUUAUUCUCCUAUUCCUUUAAUAGAUCCAAUAACAGUAGAUAUUAAAACAUUAGCAGAAGAUUUAUCAGCUUGUCGUUAUUCAUCAUCUGAUCUUGUUCGUUGGUAUUUAUCUCGUAUUGAUGCUGUUAAUCGACAAGGCUCUCAUCCACUUCAUGCAGUUACUGAAACUAAUCCUGAUGCACUUGAAAUUGCAAAUGCACUUGAUCAAGAACGACAUAUAAAUGGUUCAAGAUCAAUUCUACAUGGAAUACCUAUUCUUAUCAAAGAUAAUAUUGCAACAUAUGAUAAAAUGGAAACAACAGCUGGUAGUUUAGCAUUGUUUGGUUCACGUGUACCACGAGAUGCAUUUGUUGUUCAACAAUUACGAAAAGCAGGUGCAAUUAUUCUUGGUAAAGCAUCAUUAUCAGAAUGGAGUAAUUUUAAAUCAGAAAAUGUAACAAGAGCAGGUUGGUCUGCACGUGGUGGUUUAACUAAUUCAGCUUAUGUUGCUAAUGGUGAUCCAUAUGGAAGUAGUAGUGGCUCAGCUGUUGCUACAAGUGCUGGCUUAUGUGCAGCAGCUAUAGGAACGGAAACUGCUGGUAGUAUUGUUUCACCUGCAAGUCGUGCAAAUAUUGUUGGUCUUAAACCAACUGUUGGUUUAACAUCACGUUCAGGUGUUAUUCCAAUCUCACAUGAUCAUGAUACAGUUGGACCUCUAGGUAGAACUGUUGAAGAUGUUGCUCUUCUACUUGAAGUCAUACAAGGUGUUGAUAGCCGAGAUAAUGCAACACAACAACAAGGAAUUAUUCGUCAUCAAAAUUAUACACAAUUUCUACUUGGUAUAGAAGGACUUAGAGAUCUUCGAUUAGGUGUUAUACGUGAAGGAAUUAAUAUAACUGAUGAAAGACAAAAUAGAGUGAAUGAAGCUAUCAAAUUAAUGAGUAUUCAUGGGGCAUCUAUUAUUGAUCCAGUUAAUAUCACUAUUUCUGAUGAUGAUACUAUAACAGAUGAUUUACAAUCUCUUGCAUCUUAUAAUUUUCGUGAUGAUAUUAUAAAUUAUUUAUCAGAACUGAAAAAUACUACAAUACGAUCUGUAAAAGAUAUUAUUAAAUUUAAUAUUGAACAUGCUGAUAAAGAAUUUCAUCCGGAAUAUUCUCCAAAUCAAAAUGUAUUUAUUUCUAUUGAAAAUAAAACAAAUAUGACUACUAAUGAUUAUAUAAAACUAUAUAAUAAAACUCGAUUAAUAGGUGGACGAGAUGGAAUUGAUGCUAUAUUAGCUCAACAUAAAUUAGAUGGACUUAUCAUACCUGAUGUUACACAUGAAAUUACUGUAUUUGCUUCAUUUGCUGGUUAUCCAUUAAUUGUUGUUCCAUUAGGUUUUAAUAAAUCAAAUGAUGAACCCUAUGGAUUAAUGUUUGCAGGAACUGCAUGGUCAGAAUCAAUGCUUUUACGUAUAGCUCAUGGAUUUGAACAAGCAUUUUCUGUACGAAAUACUGUUCGACCAAAAUAUGCCGAACAAUAUGGAUAUAUUCUUCAACUUCUUUUUAAAAUAAUCGAAUUUUUAAAAAAAUUAAAAUUAAUUUAA